AAUAAAGUAAUUUAAACUUUAUUUCAAUAAUUUAGCAAAGAUAAUUAUAAUAUAGAUAUAGUUUUUUUAAAAUGCUUCCAUUAUCAUUAUUAAGAACAGGCCAAGGCCAUCAAAUUAUGGUCGAGCUUAAAAAUGGCGAAACAUACAAUGGAUAUUUAAUAAAUUGCGAUAAUUGGAUGAAUAUAAAUUUAAGAAAUGUUAUUAGAACUUCAAAAGAUUCAGAUAAAUUUUGGAAGAUUCAGUCAUGUUAUAUUAGAGGAAAUACAAUCAAAUAUAUAUCUGUACCAGACGAAAUUAUUGAUUUAGUUGUUGAAGAAGAACAAAUUUCAAGACCACAUAACUUAUCAAAAGGUGAUAAUACAACUGGUAGAGGUAGAGGCAGAGGUGAUUCAAAUAGAGGUGGAAGAGGAGGAAGUACAGAUGGUAGAGGUGGUGGUGGUGCAGGAAGAGGCAGAGGUGGUGAUAGUGGUAGAGGUAGAGGUGAUUUUUCAAAUAGAGGUGGUAGAGGUGGUAGAGGUAGAGGCGAUUUUUCAAAUAGAGGCGGCAGAGGUGGACCAUUUCAAAAUAAUACAGCUUAAAUAAAAUAAUAAAACCAAACCAAACCAAACCAAACCAAAAAACCCCCAAAAUAAAAUAUAAUGUAUAGUUAAUAUAUAAUUUAAAACAACC
Messenger RNA from Dictyostelium purpureum, 669 nucleotides. RefSeq lists its product as uncharacterized. Gene Ontology annotation, cellular component: U6 snRNP; spliceosomal tri-snRNP complex; P-body. NCBI's taxonomy places the organism in Eukaryota, Evosea, Eumycetozoa, Dictyosteliales, Dictyosteliaceae. The coding region runs from base 72 to 578 and encodes 168 amino acids. The record is from RefSeq and is a predicted model, not a curated record. Gene Ontology annotation, molecular function: U6 snRNA binding. The transcript has 4 exons. Gene Ontology annotation, biological process: P-body assembly; spliceosomal snRNP assembly; mRNA splicing, via spliceosome.